AUUGAUGAUCCGCCUCAAGCCCGGCGAGAGCUCACAGCUCUCUUCGUCCGUCCUCCUCUCGACUGCCGCUGCCGCUGAUGCGUCGGCGCCCGCAUCGCUGCUCCUCCUCUCGCCGGGAGCCGCCGCCGCCGAAGCGCCGCCGCCGUCGUUGCCGGGAGCGGGGUGGAUCGAGGUCUGCCGCUGCAACCCGCAGGCGCAGCUCCGAGGCACCAUCCUUCCCGCCGGCAGCUGGCUGACGGCGAGCGGCGGCGAGCUUCACCUCGUCGCGGCGCAUGUGCCAGGAGGGCGAAAGCAAGAAAACGACGCGGCGGCAACGGAGCGCUCUCUCGCCAGAGACCUCGAGGAGUGGGUCGGGCUGUGCGCGCAGCGGCGAGCCCUCGCCGAGCGUGCGGCGGCGGAGGGCCAGGCUUGGGAGGCGCAGGCGGAGGCUCAGAAGCUGCCCAUCGACUGGGGUGGGCUGAAACUGCACCGCGCCUGCGCCGCAGAGAUCCAGGAGCACGGCCUGCAGCGUGGCGCUCCGGUCGGGCUGGAGGCGACCCUCUCGGCGCUGUGCGCGCGCCGUGCCGCCGCCACCGGGGCGCCGACUCGCGCCAAGCUGCGGCGGGAGGAGCGAGCCGCCCCGCCGCGGCGCUGGAGGGAGGUGGCGCUCGGGGGUAGCGCGCUGGAGGCUGUGGCGACCGACGCGCUCUCGUUCCCGCUGAGCGGAGCUUUGCUGGCGUACCUGGCCGGGGUCGACGGGGCGGAGACGCUGACGGUGCACAUCCUCGGCCCGGAGCCCGCCGCCGAGUUGCGCUGCCGGCGCAAGUGGCUCGCCAUGCUUGCGGCGCUCCCGCACGUGCGCUCCCUGCGCCUUCUCUUCUGCGGCCCUCGCGUGCCGGCCCGGCUGGACGGCGUCGCUGAGGAGCUCGUCCUGACCGAGGCCUCGGGCGGCGGAGGCGCGGGGAGCGGCGGCGGCGGGAGAGGGGCAGGGGGCAGGCUCUCGCUCGCCUUCCUCCGAGGCGACUACCAUCACCGCCGCCCGGAGGCGCCGGCAAAGUUCAGUCAGGAGCAGCUGGCCAUUGCCUUCCACCCGGGGCUCGCCGAGCACGCCGCGGACUGGGCGCCCUCGCUGCGGCCGCUGCUCCGUCGCGGGACGCCGGUCGGGCUGACGGCGUACCACCCUCCGGAGGCGGAGCUCGACGCGCGCACGCUCGCCGCUCUCGGCGGCGCGGCGGGGGCGGGAGGGGCGGGGCAGCUUGCGGCGGCGCCGAGGCCCAACCCGCUCGCCUCGCGCCUGCCGCAUCUCGAUGAGCUCUUCCCGGGGCGCACGUACGCCGCAAACGCAUUCAUUACGCUCGCCGCGCAGGGCAGAGGCGCUUGCGUGGCCAAGCACUAGAAUGACUCAGUUCAUGGCACAUUUCUUAGCCCCCCGCUGGCCGGUUGCACUCGUGCGACGUAGCGGGGGGCCACGACUACGUUUACGAAAACAUAAGUAGCCAAACAUAAGUAGUCCUGCGAGGCAGGUGUGAUAUGCACAUGAUUUAGAUUCGAUCGACGAUUCGAGUUUGAGACACGUUCGAGAC
This is a messenger RNA of Emiliania huxleyi CCMP1516, 1562 nucleotides long. RefSeq lists its product as hypothetical. The coding region runs from base 5 to 1375 and encodes 456 amino acids. The transcript has a single exon. Lineage: Eukaryota; Haptophyta; Isochrysidales; Noelaerhabdaceae. Gene Ontology annotation, cellular component: extrinsic component of mitochondrial inner membrane. The record is from RefSeq and is a predicted model, not a curated record.